Rotaria socialis is the source of this 1497-nucleotide messenger RNA. NCBI's taxonomy places the organism in Eukaryota, Metazoa, Rotifera, Eurotatoria, Philodinida, Philodinidae. The record is from the annotation of a GenBank genome assembly.
AUGAAAAAAUCUAUGGCAAAUGGAAUAGAAAAUGAUUGGUCACCAAUUGCAGCAUCAAGAAGUGCUAGAAACACAAUCAAUCCUAUCCGACGCAUUGUUGAUCGAAUGAAAAUAAGUCCUAAUCCAGCUAAAGAAAUGAUAUCCUUAUCCAUUGGAGACCCAACACAUUAUGGGAAUAUGCUUCCACCCGUUGAAGCGUUAGAAGCAAUACUUCAAGCCGUGCAAUUACCUACGUCACAUGGAUAUCCACCAUCAUUUGGCACACUCGAUGCACGAAAAGCAGUGGCUCAGUUUUGGUCUCGAUCUAAUUAUCAAGUAAAACCUGAAAAUGUUAUUUUAACUAGUGGUUGUUCUCAUGCAUUAGAACUAUGCUUUGAUUGUAUGGCCGAUCCAGGAGAUAAUAUUCUUCUUCCUCGACCUGGGUUUUCACUAUACGUUACAUUAUGCCAAUCGCUUGGCAUUGAAACUCGAUUCUAUGAUUUAAUCCCGGAUGAAAACUGGCAAGUUAAUAUAGAUCAUCUUGAAUCAUUAAUUGAUGAUCGAACACGAGCUGUUCUAAUUAAUAAUCCAAGUAAUCCAUGCGGAGCUGUUUAUACAGCAGCACAUUUACGAAAAAUUUUACUUGUAUGUGAACGAAAUCAUUUACCAAUUAUUGCUGACGAAAUUUAUGCAGAUAUGGUUUUCCCGAAUAAUGAAUUUCAUUUUCUUGGAAUACUUUCGGAAAAUGUGCCCAUCGUUUCUUGCGGUGGCAUUGCAAAACGUUUUAUAUGUCCAGGAUGGCGUCUCGGUUGGAUUGUUGUUCAUGAUAGACAUAAUCUUUUUAAAGAUACAAUUCAACCUGGCUUAAUUGACUUGUCUAGUCGUAUUCUUGGUCCGAGCUCCGUCACUCAAGCAGCUCUAUCUCAUAUUCUUUCUGAAACACCAGAGUCUUAUUUUGAUGAUAUUCUUCAUCAAAUACAAAGUAAUGCAGAUUAUUUUUAUCAUUCACUAUUGAAUACACCUGGUCUUCAACCAAUUAUGCCUCAAGGUGCUAUGUAUAUGCUUAUACGUAUAAACACAAAGGAUUUUAAAGACAUUGAAAAUGACAAAGACUUCUUCACUAAAUUAAUUUGCGAAGAAUCAAUAUCUUGUCUUCCAGCAUCUGUAUUUGGUAUUGAUAAUUUCUUUCGUAUUGUACUUACGACACCAAUGGAUAAAACUGAAGAGGCGUAUCAAAUAAAAAACACAGUUACAAAUAUUGGUUUAAGUAUACGUACCACAGUUAUUCAUCAAUUUCAUCCGGAAAUUCUUUUUUGUUCAUCAAUACGUGAACAACAUAAACAAGAAACACCAUUAUAUGAGCAAACUCAUGCUCGAUUACCGACAAAUACCAAGGUUAAGUCUAUGCAUGAAAAUGAAAAACGAAAGCGAACAUCUGUGCAUACAUUUAUGAAUUCAUAUGAUAAAGAUCAACAGAAUUUAAUUAAACAUUCAAAAUCAGCAGCUGACCUUUUUUAG